Tuber aestivum (summer truffle) is the source of this 1832-nucleotide messenger RNA. Lineage: Eukaryota; Fungi; Ascomycota; Pezizomycetes; Pezizales; Tuberaceae. The record is from the annotation of a GenBank genome assembly.
GCCACCACCACUAUCAGAACUGCCCACUGCCAUCGCGUCUCUUGGCGCUCCCUGGGUGUAACUAACUCCAGUUACGCGUCCAUUCGCGGAACAAUAUCUAGCAAGAACAAUAUUAACGGCGGUUUCUUUGAUCAACUUGUCUAAGCAGCUACCUGCCCACGCCCAGCUCGCGCCCUCGCUCUCCCUUCCUUCCUUUUCCUAUCGAAGGAGAAAUCAAGCAAGCCCGGUUACUUCCCAAUGCCGGAGAAUAAGAGACAACGGGUGUUGAUCGUUGGAGCAGGAUUGACGGGACUAUCGCUGGGCGUGCAGCUACUAACUCAUGCCGCAGCAUACUACGAGCCAGUCAUUUUUGAGAAGGUAAUUGUUAGCUCCCUCGCCUCCCGCUUCCACCAAGGGCCUCUAUCUAGAGAUUAAUAUGAACAACAAAAAAGUCACCAUCCCUAGACGAUAUCACAAAAUCCGGCUUCGUCAUAAACCUUUCCCCAAACGCAAUCCACAUUCUUCGCGGUUUAAAUUUCGACCUAGUUCGUGAGGGCAUCGGUAUGCCACUGAAUAGAACUGUCCUGCACCACGCAUCGAAGCCGGAGGCCAUCAUCGCGGAAGCAGAGAAUUUGCUCCCGGACCCCCAUACGCUCCAAACUGUCGAGCGAGGGCCGCUGCAACUUUCACUAUUGCAGAAGUACUCGUUAUUGCGCGGGAGGGUGCACUAUAAUUGCGAUUUUAAGAGCUAUAAAACGCUGGAUGAUGGGAGUGUUGAGGUGACGUUUGCUUCUGGGGAGGUAGUUUCUGGGGAGUACGUUAUCGGUGCUGAUGGGGUAUACUCUGGCGUGCGAAGGGCGAUGUAUGGGAACCUAAGGGGGAAGGUGGAUCAGCCAAGCAGAUGCCCGUUUAGUACAAUGUUCCCAUUUAGUCUUGUCACACCGGCUAUCGCGCUGGUGAGGCCUAAUAGGAAAGUUUGGGAGUGUUCGCCAACGCACUGGACUGCUUUGUAUGGGAUCACGAGGCAGUUGCCCGCACAGUUAUUGACGGUUCGUGGCGAUGAUGGAGGGUUGGGGACCAUGCACUGGUUUCUUCGUGACGUUCCGGGGGCGUACACUACAUAUUCGCUUCAACAGGGGAGGGUAUUCUGGAUAUGUUACCAGCCUUCGCCUCCCUCGAGCACUGGUCGAGGGAGGUAUACGGAUAAGGAAGCGCUCGAUACUAUGAGGUCGUAUGAUAGCUGUCAGUAUACUGCGUCCACGGAAAAAUGUAAGCUGCCCACGGUCAACUUUUCCGAGAUCACGUCCCGCUCAGAAAGGUUCAUGAAAGUUCGCAUCAAUCAUACUUUCUUUCGCAGCAUUUCAGAUGGCAACGUAGUGCUGAUCGGCGACGCGGCUCAUCCUAUGAAUACCUUCCAUGGGCAGGGUGCUGCGAUGGGCAUUGAGGAGUCACUCGUUUUGUGCAAUGCUUUGCUCAGGAGUGCCUGGGGAGGGGACAUGGAUGUCCGCCCAGAGCUGGUCGGAAUCGAGUACUUUGAAGGUCAGAGAAAGGAGCGUUCGGAGAAAGUCACAGACCUGGGAUUCUGGCUUGGUGUGGCCGUGAUGGGGGACCUGUGGAUUCUUAGGAAAAUUCGGGAUUGGCUGAUUAGCAAAGUCCUAAGGGGGGAAGAUCAUAAGGAGAGAGCCGAGAGGGCAGAGGCCACCGUCAAAAAAGUUCCCCAGAAGGAGAAUGAGCUCGAGGCUAUCGACGAGAAGGUGGAAAACACAAAGGGUAACGGAAAAGAUCACUGGCUCUUUGAUUUGAAGGUAGAUGUGCAGACCGAGGAGGAGUUUCGGGAGAGUUUGAAGGGGUGA